Messenger RNA from Sesamum indicum (sesame), 4658 nucleotides. It is a transcript of the gene 5PTASE13, whose product is annotated as Endonuclease/exonuclease/phosphatase family protein. Lineage: Eukaryota; Viridiplantae; Streptophyta; Magnoliopsida; Lamiales; Pedaliaceae. Gene Ontology annotation, molecular function: phosphatidylinositol-4,5-bisphosphate 5-phosphatase activity; protein binding. The record is from RefSeq and is a predicted model, not a curated record. Gene Ontology annotation, biological process: phosphatidylinositol dephosphorylation.
AUCUCUCGCCUCUCUCCCCGCUCUCCUCUUCGUUGAAUGCCACCACCACCACCCUCCAACCACCUCUCUCUCUUUCUCUCUCUCUUCUCUUUCCAUAUUUCUUUCUCUCUCAUAUUCCCAUUUUGACUUUUUCUUUCUUCCUCCACACAUUGGCUAACCCCUCUCGGAAUUAUCUUGAUCGCAUUUCCAACGACAAUGAAGAAUUUCCCUCCUUCCCUCUCUUUCCUCCUCCUGUAAACGUCGGAAAGAACCCGAAGAUAGACAACCCCACCCCUCGAAAUGAACGAAAGAUUGGAAGAAGAUGACAGGACGGCCCUGGCCGGGAUAUCCAAUUCCCCGCCGCACCGGAAAGCCCAGUACUAUGGCCAGCAGCUUAGGACAAACACCGGCACCCACCACAAGCGCCAGCACCAGCUCCGCAAGCACAGCCUCGACGAAAAUCGCAUUAUAAACAACCAUCCCGUCAGCAAGAAUAGUGUUUAUUUCGGCAGUACACCGAAUUCAUCCGAUGAUGAGGAGUUUUAUCCUUACUCCACUACAACUUCUGCUGCUGGUGCGAUGGGGUCGAUGAGUGAUCACCACGUUGAUUACCAACAGUUUAGCCAGAGGAUUGACGGAACAUCGGUUGGGGACGGCUGCUCCGGCGACGAAAGUCAGAGGUUGCCGCAGCAGCCAAUGCCGGAGUUUAUGGGGAGCGGUGGUGGGGUGGGAAUAUUUAAGGUGCCGAAUAGGGCGGCCAUGAAUCCCAGCCGGCCGCCCUGCCUUGAGCUUCGGCCUCACCCUUUGAGAGAAACUCAGGUAGGAAAGUUCUUAAGGACAAUUGCCAGUACAGAAACACAACUAUGGGCUGGGCAAGAAUCAGGUGUAAGAGUAUGGAACCAUUCAGAUGCAUAUAAGCCAGGGACUGGAGUAGGGGGAAGGGCACAGAGAGGCGAUGAGGAUGCUGCUCCAUUUAAUGAAUCAACAAGUACAUCACCAACUAUAUGCAUGACUGUUGAUAAAGGGAGUAAAUUGGUUUAUAGUGGGCACAAAGAUGGUAAAAUUAGAUCUUGGAAGAUGGAUCUUCAAUUCACUGAUGACAAUUAUUUCAAGGAAGGUCUUUAUUGGCAGGCACAUCGAGGUCCAGUUCUUUCCAUGGAGAUUUCUUCUUAUGGUGAUAUAUGGUCAGGAUCUGAGAAUGGCGUUAUAAGAGUCUGGCCAUGGGAAGCUGUGGAGAAAUCUUUGUCUCUAUCACCAGAGGAAAAGCAUAUCGCUUCUUUGUUGGUGGAGAGAUCAGUUAUUGACCUCAAAAGCCAAGUUACAGUGAAUGGUGUAUGUAGUAUUUCUUCUUCAGAUGUGAAGUGUUUGCUAUCUGAUAAUGCCCGAGCCAAAGUCUGGGCUGUUGGCUCUCUAUCCUUCUCAUUAUGGGAUGCCCGUACAAGAGAACUUCUAAAAGUAUUUAAUGUAGAGGGUCAGACUGAGAAUCGUACUGAGAAUCGUACGGAGAAUCGUACUGAGAAUCGUGUUGAUACAUCCUCACCCCAAGACCAAGCAGUUGAAGAUGAAAUGAAUGUUAAGUUAGUCUCCAAGUCUAAAAAGGAUAAAUCUCAAGGCUUUCUGCAGCGGUCUCGUAAUGCUCUAAUGGGUGCUGCAGAUGCUGUUCGCCGAGUAGCAAAGGGGGCAGGAGGUUUUUCAGAAGACGGUAGAAGAACAGAAGCCAUAGUGCUUGCUGCCGAUGGAAUGAUCUGGACUGGGUCUUCAAAUGGUUUGUUAAUCCAGUGGGAUGGAAACGGCAACCGUCUGCAAGAAUUCACUCACCAUCCUUGUGGUAUUCUGUGCUUUUGCUCUUAUGGGUCAAGAAUAUGGGUUGGUUAUGUUAGUGGCAUGGUCCAACUGCUAGACCUCGAAGGAAAUCUAAUUGCCGGUUGGGUUGCACAUAAUGGACCGGUCAUAAAAUUAGUAGUUGGCAAUGGUUGUGUUCUUAGCUUGGCAACUCAUGGAGGUAUACGUGCAUGGAACAUUUCCUCGCCAGCACCUAUGGAUUGCAUAUUACGGUCAGAAGUGGCUGAGAGAGAAAUCAUGUACACUAGGCUAGAGAAUAUCAAAAUUUUAGUUGGCUCAUGGAAUGUUGGUCAAGGAAGAGCUUCUCAUGAUGCUCUUAUGUCUUGGUUAGGUUCUGCAGUAUCAGAUGUAGGUAUAGUGGUUGUUGGCCUACAAGAGGUGGAAAUGGGUGCUGGUUUUCUUGCAAUGUCGGCUGCGAAAGAAACGGUAGGACUAGAAGGAAGUGCUAUUGGACAAUGGUGGCAAGAUCACAUUGGCAAGGCUUUAGAUGAGGGAUCCACUUUCGAGCGUGUGGGGUCUCGGCAAUUGGCUGGCUUAAUGAUAGCAAUCUGGGUGAGAAAGACUCUUAGAACACACGUUGGGGACCUCGACGUAUCAGCAGUGGCAUGUGGUUUAGGUCGGGCAAUUGGUAACAAGGGAGGUGUAGGUUUGAGAUUGAGAGUAUUUGAUCGGAUAAUGUGUUUUGUAAACUGUCAUUUGGCUGCUCAUUUGGAAGCAGUCAAUCGGCGAAAUGCUGAUUUUGAUCAUAUAUAUCGAACAAUGACUUUCACCCGAUCAUCUAACCUUAACAACGCUGCUGGUAUGCUGCGCCACCUGUAUUUGUCCUUCUCUCUUGUCUUCUCCACAUAUUUAUUUUGGCUGCUUUAUUCUUGUGGCUUCCCGUGGAUCCUCUCUCUUGCAGCUGGUGUUUCAUCAGCCGCUCAGAUGCUUCGUGGCCCUAAUGCUACAAACCCAGAUGAGGGAAGGCCUGAUCUUGCUGAAGCUGAUAUGGUCAUCUUCUUCGGCGAUUUUAAUUAUCGUCUAUUCGGCAUAUCAUAUGAUGAAGCAAGAGACUUUGUUUCUCAAAGAAGCUUUGAUUGGCUUCGAGAGAAAGAUCAGCUGAGAGCAGAAAUGAAAGCUGGUAGAGUUUUCCAAGGAAUGCGCGAGGCACUAAUCCGAUUUCCUCCAACUUACAAGUUCGAAAGAGGAAAAGCCGGAUUAGGAGGUUAUGACUCGGGCGAGAAGAAACGAAUCCCAGCUUGGUGUGAUAGAAUACUAUAUCGAGAUAAUAGGGCGACUCCAACAGAAGAAUGCAGUUUAGAGUGCCCUGUGGUCGCUUCCAUACUACAAUAUGAGGCUCGUAUGGAUGUGACUGAAAGUGAUCAUAAACCUGUACGGUGCAAGUUCGAUGUGGACAUUGCUCAUGUUGAUAGAUCAGUGAGGAGACAGGAGUUCGGAAAAAUACUUCAGUCCAAUGAUGCUAUUAGGUCCAACCUAGAAGCGUUACGCUUUGUUCCUGAAACGACUGUCAAUACAAACAGAAUACAGCUCCAGAACCAAGACACAUUCAACUUGAAAAUCACGAACCGAAGCGGGGAGGAUAUGGUCUUCUUCCACAUUAUAUGCGAAGGUCAGUCCAUCAUCAAUAAGGAUGAAGUUGCAUCCGAGUACCGCCCAAGAGGUUCACUCGGUUUCCCACGAUGGCUUGAGGUCUCUCCGGCUGCUGGCAUGAUCAAUCCUGACCAAGUUGUCGAGAUAUCAAUACAUCAUGAAGAUUUCCACAUGACGGAGGAAUUCGCUGAUGGGGUUCCUCAGAGUUGGUGGUCUGAGGACAAUAGAGAUAAGGAAGUGAUCUUGUUGGUGAAUAUAAGAGGAAGCUGCUCCACUGAGAUGAAAACUCAUAGAGUACAUGUACGACAUUGCUACUCGGGGAACCCCAUUAACCCCGAACCAAAAGGUAAUGGUUCCAGAAGGGGAACUUCCUAUCAAAAGUCUACAAUGAUGUAGCACAGAAUCUGAGUCUUCAUGCAAAAAUAGCUAACGGAAUUUCAGAUGUCAAUUCAGAUCCUUCCAGCUAAUCACAGUACAUACCAUCUUCAUGUAAAUUCCCUUGUGGACCAUGUUCAACAUCACAAAGAUUAGUUCCUGCCUCAUAUCUUGGUAUGCACAGGGCUAAAGUUGUCGUUGUUGUAACGUUAGAUCAGAUUCUUGCUCUAUCCUUCUUCAAUGUCCAUCCUUCAGUUGAAGGUUUUAAAGCUAACUUGCACAAAGUAGGCAAUCUCUAUUUUUGGUUCAGCAAUAGGGAAAUUGAUUUUGUUCCAUAACAAGGAGAUGAAAUUACAUAAAGUGUAUAUUUUUCCUACGGCUGAGAAUUCCCUGCUUUAUGUACUUUGAUUGCGUCUGUUACACAUCAAGAACAUAGCUUCCUUUUAGCAUUGUAAACAACAUAUUCUAUCUCCAAAUAAUGAUAAGAUGAGCAUUUGAAGCCAGGAUUGCUUAUUUAGAAUGAUAUGUUAUAUCAAAUAUAGGCAACAGCAAUUACAACUUGCACCUCUCAGCGCUUCCCAGAAAAGCUAAAUCUGGACUUUUCAAUAUACUUUACCCUGAUACAUAGAUACUGUAUAAGUAAUAAUGAUGGAAUUGGGAGAGCGAAGAUCCCUGUUCUAUUGGAGCUGCUCGGUUUGGUCGUAGCAAUGGGAAAGUUGGAAGAACUCAACAUCAGCAGACUCGGCAGGCUGUAGUAAUUACUGCACCCAGUCAAGUAACUGGGGUCUUCAGUUCAGAAGCGAUUUCUUGCUGCAAAACAUGUUUUCUACACUGCAUACAUCCUCUUAUAUCGUUCACUGUACAUCUCUGGA